AUGCAAUCCCAUCUCUCGCCUCCUCCCAACCGAAGCAAUUUUAGAACCAGCGAAAACCGCGAACCAAACGCCCGCAAGUUUCACCUUGCUUCUGGAAACAACUCACCACCCGAUACACGAGGGAGCGUAAUGGCUGCAAUCUUGGGCAAGCAUGUUGAAGACCAAUUGACCAUUUCAUCCCCGACUGCUGGUCGACAUGUCCCCUACUCAGCGGCGCCAAAUGCUGCACGGGAAGGUGUGGCCAUGGCAGAACGACUAGGCUUACCUCGCCCAGGUCCGCGUUACGCCGGUGACCCUGAGGAAAUCAGCCGCUCUACUCAAGAUGCCGUUACAUCGUUGGACAUGAGACAAUCUGCAUUGAAGCCGAAAGUCAAACCAGAAGGAGUUGAAAACGCGUUACGUGGACAUGGGACGCUUUCAUUGGCAAACUUUCCUCCAAAGACUCUAGGUCAGGAAGCACGUCCCCUGGCUCGUGUUCGAAUGGAGGGCGCUGAAAUCGCUAAGUCGAGUCAAGGUGACGCAACCAAAUUUCUGCUAUCUCAGUAAGUCGCGCAGUUGUAGCUGUAAGCAAUUCUGUAACAAAAAUGAGUAUUCUCUGAGGACACUUCUUCUGGUGGUUCUUGAUACCAUACUUUGAAUCUUCUACUCAUUUCUCUUCUCUUCAGUGAUCGUCUGUCUGUGACACAGCAUGCAAGACCGAGGAUUACUGCAAGUGCCAGAAGUGUGGCUCAUCAUGCCCGCGGAGGAGCAGCCCGUGAAUGUCUAAAUCCAACCAGAACAAAAUGGUCCGGAAAAGUGCUUUGGAAACGACGACCUGUCCCACCAGUCCAUUGUACAUUUUAAAUAAAUAUCAUUGAUU
Messenger RNA from Opisthorchis viverrini, 859 nucleotides. RefSeq lists its product as hypothetical. Lineage: Eukaryota; Metazoa; Platyhelminthes; Trematoda; Opisthorchiida; Opisthorchiidae. The record is from RefSeq and is a predicted model, not a curated record. The coding region runs from base 1 to 546 and encodes 181 amino acids. The transcript has 2 exons.